Messenger RNA from Phalaenopsis equestris, 1157 nucleotides. RefSeq lists its product as uncharacterized. The record is from RefSeq and is a predicted model, not a curated record. The transcript has 4 exons. NCBI's taxonomy places the organism in Eukaryota, Viridiplantae, Streptophyta, Magnoliopsida, Asparagales, Orchidaceae. The coding region runs from base 91 to 1023 and encodes 310 amino acids.
UAAGGAUAAGGGGGUCGAGUCUCUUCUUCUCUUUGGCUACUCGCAAGCAAGAGUUGAGCAACAGUUGAGGCCGAAGAUUGGAAGGGGAAAAUGAGGAGAUCUGCGGGAAUGGGAAAGGGAAGCGUACUGCGAACGGUAGGGCGAGCGGUCGGCUCUGGAGUCGCCGGAGUUAAGGAGGCAGUGUCUUCCACGGCAGUCGGUAGGGCGGCGAAGCCUGCUCGAGUGGCGGCGCUUUCCUCUCGUUCGGGUUCAUCCGGGUCGAGCUCCGCGGCGAUCGCUGCGGCGGCGACUCGGGGUUCGGCUCUCUGUUUCUGCGAUGGGGAAGAGUGGGAGACCGUUGAGGUAGAGGAGGGGGAUAUGGAGGAGAGGUUUGAGCGGUUCGUGUUUGGACCUGUGCCUUCCACGCAGGAGGCCGAGGAGGCGGUGUCCGCAAUUCAGCAGUUGUUUAUUCCAGUUCCAUUUGGUGAGAUAAUAGAAAGGCCUCCUCAUGAACAAGAGGAAGUCAAAGAUAAAGCAGCAAUUUCAACAAAAAUAUUGCCACGGUCAUUAUCAAGUGAAUCUCAGUCUGACUGGAUUGAGCCUGUUAUGCAUCUUUAUAGCUCUAAAAAUUCUCAAUCUCAAGAACGGGAAAAGGUUCUUGAUGCAUUUCGUUUAUUACAAAUGAAUCCAUCUAUCCAGAAAGUCGUUGUUUCACUGUCAUCCGAUAGAGCUGUAUGGGAUGCAGUUAUGAAGAAUGAAGUGGUACAAGAAUUUAAGAAAUGCUUUUAUGAAGCUGAAAGUAACCCACAAGAACCAGAUGCAGGAGACAGCCUUCCUGCCAAUGGAAUCCUGAAAUGGAUCGUGGAUGCAAAGGUGAAAGUGAUGGAAGUGCUCGACAAAAUUGCAAAGCAAUUAAGCCAGAUAUUUAACUCAGGUGGAACCAAGAGUGAGGAUGAUAUUUUCGACAAUGUUCUGCAAUCCUCCUUUAUGCUUUCUGUUCUCGUUUUUAUUGUCGUCGUUAUGAAUCGUGUUCUAAAAUCCUAACAGCAGCUUCAAUUAGCCGACAUGACGUCCUUGUAAUAUACAUUUGAAAUUCUAACAGCUUCAAUCAGCCGACAUGAUGACAUCCUUUGUAAAUAUACUUCUGAAACACAUCAACAAGACUUUGUUUUUUAUCA